AUGACUCAAAUUAAUUUCAAUGGAAAUCAUGUCUUAUCAAAUCUUGUAACGAGCAAAAGUCUUCCGGUUUAUACUUGUGAGAGAUUUGAAAACUCUUGUACAUUUAAUCAUGUGAACUUAACACUAACGGACUACAAAUGGCAGCCAGCAGCUGAAGAUCCUGAAACAAUCGAAUUAGUCAGAUUUUUCUCGAGCAACAUUCCAGUGGUUUACGACAACAUUUGCAAAACUUUUCCAUCUUUGAAGAAUUUUCAGGUAAUCCGACAAGGAGUUCAUGAAAUCACUGAAGAUGCCUUCCAUAGUUGCAAAAAUCUCCAAGCUUUAAUUUUUGCAAAUAAUUUCAUCAAGAAAUUGCCUCCAAAUAUCUUCAAAGGACUAACAAAUUUGGAACAUAUUGAAAUUUCUGACAAUCAAUUACAAGGAUUUUCAACUCCUGAUUUGUUCAGCGAUUUGCCAAAGUUGAAAGCUUUGUAUCUCGAAGUAAACAACAUCACACAGUUGCCUGCCGACAUGUUCAAAACCAAUCAAAAAUUGCAAUAUCUUUGGAUGAGCUCGAAUGACUUGUCAGACAUUGAAGUUGAAAAAUUCUUAGAAUAUCUACCAGAAUUGCAGAAUUUUUACAUUAACGAUAACGAGAUAUCUUGUGCUCGUGCUGUGGAUAUAAUCAAAAUUUUAGAAGAUAAACGAAUGAAAUACAAUAAUUUAUAUGAACUGAAGGUACGUUACUAUUCAAAAGAAGUAGUUUUUGAUAGAUUCACUUGCGUUCCCGAUGUUUCGUGGAUGGCGGCGCAUUAUAGGAAGGAAAACUCAAAAAUAAUUGAGUACAUGAAAGAUAAUGAGAAAAAUUUGAAUGAAAAAAUUAAACUUUUGGAAGAAAAAUUAAGCUCAUUUGAAAAAAUUGAAGAAGCUUUGGAAAAAUUAAUUGAAUUGUCACAAAAAUAA
Molecule: messenger RNA, 942 nt
Organism: Culicoides brevitarsis
Lineage: Eukaryota; Metazoa; Arthropoda; Insecta; Diptera; Ceratopogonidae
Product: leucine-rich repeat-containing protein 70-like
Exons: 2
Coding region: 1-942 (313 amino acids)
Cellular component (GO): extracellular matrix
Molecular function (GO): protein binding
Source: RefSeq, a predicted model, not a curated record